Messenger RNA from Sungouiella intermedia, 1656 nucleotides. NCBI's taxonomy places the organism in Eukaryota, Fungi, Ascomycota, Pichiomycetes, Serinales, Metschnikowiaceae. The record is from the annotation of a GenBank genome assembly.
AUGUUGGCUAAGUUUGUUAAAGAAAGUUUUUGGGGUAGAGUUUUCUACCACUUAUCUAAUAAAAAGCUCUUCAGCUAUAUUGAAGAGGACCCUAAUUAUGUGAUUCCCGAUAAGUAUCUCGGCAAGGCCGAAAAGCAAUUGGACACUGAAAGUCCGACUACUAAGAAGGAAGAGCCCGAGGCUGAGGCUGAUGAUCUGGUUUCUUCCUCUAGUUCAGGUACAAUUGCUGAGGAUGAUCUUAUAAUUGUUGAUUGGGAAGGCGAAGACGAUCCCGAGAAUCCCCAAAACUGGCCGUUAGCUUACAAGUUGCUUUUCAUUUUCCAGAUCGGUAUCUUGACUGCCUUUGUCUACAUGGCUUCUGCCAUCUAUACUCCAGGUAUCGAAGAGAUUAUGGAAAAGUUUGAUAUUGGUCAGACUUUGGCCACAUUGCCAUUGACACUUUUCGUUUUUGGCUACGGAAUUGGACCCAUGGUGUUCUCUCCGUUGUCAGAAAAUGCUCGUUUCGGUAGAACUUCAAUUUACAUCAUUACGUUGUUCAUUUUCUUCAUCUUGCAGAUUCCUACUGCCUUGGUGAACGAUAUUGCGUCGUUGUGUGUCUUGAGAUUUAUUGCUGGAUUCUUUGCCAGUCCAUGUUUGGCUACCGGUGGCGCCAGUGUCGUUGAUGUGACUACCACACCAUACAUCCCAGUGUCAAUUAGUGCAUGGUCCAUCGCUGCCGUGUGUGCUCCAUCCAUGGGUCCAUUGUUUGGCGCCAUUGUCACUGUGAAGGGUAACUUCCACUGGACUUUUUGGUUUGUGUGUAUCACUUCCGGUGUAUCCUUCUUGUUUUUGAGUUGGUUCCUUCCAGAGUCUUACGGUAAGACCAUCUUGUACAGAAAGGCAGAGAGAUUGAGAGCUUUGACAGGGAAUGAAAAGAUUGUAAGCGAGGGACACAUUGAAAACAGCAAGUUGAGUCCACGUGAAAUGGCUAUUGACAUCUUGUGGAGACCUUUUGAAAUCAUUCUCUUUGAGCCAGUGGUGUUGCUCAUCAACGUCUACAUUGGACUUGUCUACUCCAUCAUGUACAUUUGGUUCGAAGCAUUCCCAAUUGUGUUUUUGGAAAUUCACCACUUUACCUUGAUCCAGAUGGGUGUUACUUACUGUGCUAUCAUGAUUGGAAUUUUGGCAGGAGGUCUUCUCUACAUUCCAUACAUCUUGAAGAGAUUUACUAGAAAGUUGCAAGGUGGCGAGAUGGUGGAGCCUGAGGUUUUCUUGCCCAUGGCCAUUGUUGGUGCAAUCUUGAUGCCUAUUGGUGUCACCAUCUUUUCAUGGACGAGUACCCCUCACAUCCAUUGGAUUGCACCUUUGAUUGGUGCCGCCAUCUACGCAAGCGGAGCCUUUAUGGUUUUCCAGACAUUGUUCAAUUACUUGAGUAUGUCGUUUUUCAGAUACGUUGCAUCUGUUUUUGCUGGAAAUGACUUGUUCAGAAGUCUUAUGGCCGGUGCUUUCCCACUUUUCGGCAGAGCCUUGUUCUUGAAUUUGAGUACUAAGAAGUUCCCAAUUGGCUGGGGUUCCCAGAUCUUGGGCUUCUUGUCGCUUCUCAUGCUUGCCAUCCCAAUUUUGUUCUACUUGAAUGGGCCCAAGUUGAGAGCUAGAUCGAAGUAUGCUGGUUUUUGA